Messenger RNA from Hirundo rustica (Barn swallow), 2440 nucleotides. It is a transcript of the gene DUSP13A, whose product is annotated as dual specificity phosphatase 13A. NCBI's taxonomy places the organism in Eukaryota, Metazoa, Chordata, Aves, Passeriformes, Hirundinidae. Gene Ontology annotation, biological process: protein dephosphorylation; negative regulation of MAPK cascade. The record is from RefSeq and is a predicted model, not a curated record. Gene Ontology annotation, cellular component: cytoplasm. Gene Ontology annotation, molecular function: protein tyrosine/serine/threonine phosphatase activity; MAP kinase phosphatase activity. The coding region runs from base 83 to 955 and encodes 290 amino acids. The transcript has 3 exons.
CUCGCUGUGCCGAAGGCACGGCUGGGGACAAUCACAGCCAGCGUUAGUGCGCGUCCUGCGGGGGGACAGGGGGCUGUGCCACAUGCGGCUGCUGUCCCCGGCACUCGGGCUGCUGUGUGGCAGAACAGCGCGGCUCUGGAGACGAGCCCAGAGACCGGACUGGAGCCAGCGAAGCUCCAGCAAUGCCCAUUUGGUCCCGGCGUCUGUUUGGAGCGGCCGUGCCGGUGGGGCAGUGCAGAGGCGGGCGGCCAGCCCUGCGGGAGCAGCCCGGCUGCCGGGCUCCAGCCCCGCCCGUGCGGCCGCUGCCCCGCUCGGAGCGGCGCUGGCAGCGCCCCAGGCCCGUCCUGCGGGCCUCCGGGACCUCAGCAUGUCCGGGCCCGAGGAGACCGACACCCAGGACCUUCAGGGAGCUUCAGGAGCUGGGACACGCCCGGAGGGUGUCCCCUCCCUCAAGGAAAUCGAGCAGCUCCUGAACACUGGGCGGCCCUCUUGCAAUCACGUUGAUGAAGUAUGGCCUAAUCUCUUCUUAGGGGAUCUGGUAACAGCACACAAUAGAUUUGUUUUGUGGAAGAUGGGUGUGACCCACGUUUUAAAUGCUGCCCAUGGCACAGCAUACAGCCACGGAGGCCAGGACUUUUAUGGAGCAACCAUUGAUUAUUAUGGCGUACCAGCCCACGACCUGCCAAGCUUUGAUAUCAGCCAGUUCUUUUUCUCUGCUGCACAAUUUAUCCACAAUGCCUUGAACACGCCAGGAGCCAAAAUACUGGUACAUUGUGCAGUAGGAGUAAGCAGAUCAGCUUCUCUAGUCCUAGCAUAUCUCAUGAUAAAUCACCACCUCUCAUUAGUUGAAGCCAUCAAGACAGUGAAGGAGCAUCGAUGGAUUUCACCCAAUCGAGGUUUUCUGAAGCACCUGCGAAACCUGGAUGUUCAGCUACGGCAGAGGAAGGACUGCUGAACAGGCAACCCUAACUGCAUUCACUUUACUGAGUUUCCCCCUUCAGAGCCAUUGUGCAUGUAGAACUUCCUAUGAUCAGUGCACAUUACAAAAUUAAAGAAAAUUAUGCAUUGAAAUAAAAGGCCUACAGAAUGGUCAAUGGAUUCAUUCUGACAGCUCAGACCCUCCAAAACCAGCGCAGCCAACAGCAGCACUGUAUUCACUGCACGGGGUGGAACUGCUGUGCCUGAGUGGUGCUACUGGAUGAAUCCACUGAAGUGGUUAAGACAGACCAAGUUUGUCCCUGGUUUCUGCUCAUGCCAGAGGCAAGUUCAAUAUUUGCAUCCAGCUGUAAACGAUGUUUGAGUCCUCUUUAUUUGGGAGUGUAACAUAAUCAUCUUUCUCAGUUUGGUUACAAUUUUCACAUGCAUAUUCUCCUAAGGAAAACUUUGUGUUUCAGGUCUGGUGUUGUGACAAGGGCAGUUUCUUCAAGAGCUCAGGCACUCCUACAGAAGUGUUCCUCUUUUGCUUGUCUGCUAAAUAUAAUGCUGUUAUAGAAAGUUGUGACAGCCACAGGACCCACACCAUCAGAAUUAAGUGUUUAUGACGCUUUUGCAGCCUGGGUCAGCAAACUCCAUGGGUCUUUCCUUCUUAAAUAUGUUUUCAAAAAGAUAAUGUAUAUCAAGUAGUAUAUUGAGGACAUUAAAAAGAAUGUGUCAGGUCUUCGAAGCAUUUAAGUUGGGUUCAUCAGUUUGCUUGCACUCCAAAUUAUCCCAAAUCAGUUCUGUGUCAGUGGCUUUGGAUCACCCGUGGUUUAAUAUCAGGUAGACACUUAGCUUACAUCACUGGCUUGGCCUAAUUGAUACAAAUUACUUUUAAGCUGUUUUGAGGAUGUCACUUUUCCUGUCAGCAGUUAAUCAGUACUUAAACCAAUGUGAUUUUUAAUACAGUAACAGCAUUUGAAAUUCAUGCUACCACUCUGCCUGAAAAUUAGCUUGUUACCUUCUGGUGAACCAUGAAGUGAUAAUCAAAUUUGGUUUUGCCCUUUGCUGCUGGUUGGAUUUAUUGAUUAGUCGACCUUAUAAAGAUUUCCUGCCAGAUUAAAUAAAUACAUUUCUGCUUCCUUGUUUGCAUUUGAAGCAUCGCUUCUGAUUAUUUUAUUCUCUGCUGGAAGAGACUUGCAAGGUUAUUAGAAGACUAAUAUAAUGGUGACUUGUGAGUUGAACCUCUUUCUUUCCAGACCACAUUUCGUUCUUCGUCCUUGGAGAGGUUAUCUUGGAGAGAAAUCCCUCCCUAUUUCACUGUACACAAGUGUUUUGCAAAAUAAGCAUAUUUAAGAUCCUUUCAGACAUCAGUUUGACUGUUGAGAUUUUCCUAAACCUUGUGAAAAAGCUCUGCUGAUGAGAGAAUGGUAAGACAUUGUGUGAAAUAAUCAAAUAGGAAAUCACAUUUAAAACCCAACAACGCUAGGACAAUCUUUAUACCUCACAAAGCAGCAGAGCAGUG